AUGAUUUCUGGGCUGCGACCCAGUCUUGCGCGCGUCUCAUCGCGCCGACUGGCGUUGAGCCUGCGUGUUCAGCAAUGUCAUCUUCACUUUGAUGGCCGGAGCCGUGUGUCAAAUUGUUGGAUUCCUACAGGUGGAAUGUCUAAGAAAUCUGUUGACGGUGAAAACGAGGAUGCAAAUGAGCUUCUUGUUAGAGGCGGUUUUCUUCGACAGGCAUACUCUGGGGUAUUUCACAUGCUUCCUCUGGGGUUACGUGUCCAGGACAAGCUGGAAAGCCUAAUUGACAAGCAUAUGCGCACCCUUGGCGCCUCUAAGGUCUCGCUUUCUUCAUUGUCCUCCGAGGAACUUUGGGAACGGUCUGGCAGAUUGAGCGAGGGCUCCGAACUAUUUCGUCUGAAGGAUCGGAAAGAUACCCCGUUCCUUCUGGCUCCUACUCACGAGGAGGAAAUCACCUCUCUUGUUGGGCAUCUGACAACAUCAUACAAGAGCCUGCCAUUGCGAGUUUAUCAGAUUUCUCGAAAAUACAGAGAUGAAGCUCGGCCGAGACAAGGCCUACUCCGCGGGCGGGAGUUCAUCAUGAAAGAUCUCUACACAUUUGAUUAUAGUGUGAGUGAAGCAUUGAAGACAUACAGCGCCGUAAAACAGGCCUAUGUGGGACUUUUUGAUGAGCUUAAAAUCCCCUAUCUGGUUGCGGCUGCAGAUUCCGGAAAUAUGGGCGGCUCAUUAAGCCAUGAAUAUCAUUUCAUCAGCCCCAAGGGCGAAGACGAUGUGGUCAGUUGCUCGCACUGUGCCCAUGUGUACAAUGAAGAGCUUGCCGAUGGCAAGACACAUAGCUUCGAAGAGACGGAACCGAGCACGUUACCUGGCUUCCAGACCGGCAACGAAGUUGAAGGUGGAUCGACAGUCUCAACUGGCAUGUGGAUGGCCAUUUCUCACGACAGCAACACUAUUGUUCGGGGCUGGUACCCUAAGUUCUCGAUGCAAAAUAGCGCCACGGAGCCUGUUGAACGUCAUGUCAACUCCCAUGCGGUAAAGGCCAUUGCCACUGCCGCCGGUAUUAACCUCGACCUCAGUGUAGAGAACCCACUGCAGAAAUGGACAGCCCAUGUCAAAAAGAACAAAUCUUCCACAAACAAACCACGUGUGUUGGAUCUGUAUGAUUCGCAGGUUCGGGUAUACCAACGGCCACCGCUGAGCGACCUUCUUGAGCAAGCAAGCUGCACGGCCGAUGAAAUUGAGUAUUCGAAGCUAGACCGUUUCCCAGACACCUCGAACAAGCUCAGUCUUGUCCGAGUCCAUGACGGAGAUCAAUGCUCACAAUGCGCGCAUGGAUCGUUGACUAGUCACUCUGCUGUCGAGCUAGGACACACCUUCCACCUCGGAACACGCUACAGCGAAGUGCUCAAUGCAAACGUGUCGGUUAACUCAUCUCUUCUCGAGGGACCAGCCGAAUCUGGUGCGAAGCCUUCUGCCAAGGAGCAGAUCGUUCCCAUGCAAAUGGGAUGUCAUGGUAUCGGCGUCUCGCGCAUGAUCUCCGCCGUUGCGAACAGACUCGCAGACUCCAAGGGACUCAACUGGCCGCGUGUCAUUGCUCCCUACGAGGUAGUCGUGGUCCCAGGAAAGGGCAUGGAAAGUGUUGCUGAUCAGGUAUAUGAUCACCUCACCGCUGACCCCGCGGCACCUGUCGAUGUCAUCCUUGAUGAUCGUGAUAAAGGCAUGGGAUGGAAACUUGGCGACGCGGAUCUGAUUGGAUACCCUGUCAUCGUGGUUGUUGGUAAUGGGUGGAAGAAACAGCAGACCCUCGAGGUGCAGUGCCGCCGGUUGAACGUUAAGGAAGACGUGUCGCUGGACAAUCUACGCACUUUCGUCGAAUCUUUGUUGAUGCAGCUGUGA
Messenger RNA from Penicillium nucicola, 1890 nucleotides. RefSeq names its product putative proline--tRNA ligase AIM10. Gene Ontology annotation, cellular component: cytoplasm; mitochondrion. The record is from RefSeq and is a predicted model, not a curated record. Bases 1 to 1890 code for a protein of 629 amino acids. Lineage: Eukaryota; Fungi; Ascomycota; Eurotiomycetes; Eurotiales; Aspergillaceae. Gene Ontology annotation, molecular function: ATP binding; proline-tRNA ligase activity. Gene Ontology annotation, biological process: prolyl-tRNA aminoacylation. The transcript has 7 exons.